CAUACCAAACGCUUACGAGAAUAGCCGCAGCUGGUGCCGGUUGCGUAAGGGGGAGGGCCCGGCCUUCGGACUUUAGUCGACCUGAGAGGAAAGUGAAAGGAAGCUGCAGCUUCAGCCUCUUCCGCUGCUGUCAAGACUGACGGAGAGUCCCUUCCUCGAUUACCGCCGCUGCCGCGUGAUGGCUGCUACCACCACCGCCGCUCUCCUCCGGGCUGCGGCCUCCUCCGGCUGCCGGCUUCUCUCGGCCUCCCGCGGGGCCGGAGGCGGCAGGGCUGCCGCUGCCAGCCUGGGCCCGUCGCGGCUGUUCCACGCCUCGGCCUGGGCGCCGUUCAGCUCAGAAGAUAAAGUUACUGUGCACUUUAUAAAUCGUGAUGGUGACAAGCUAACAGCCCAAGGGAAGGUUGGGGACUCUCUUCUAGAUGUUGUGAUUGAUAACAACCUAGAUAUAGAUGGAUUUGGUGCAUGUGAAGGAACACUUGCCUGCUCCACUUGCCACUUAAUCUUUGAAGAUAAUAUAUUUAAAAACCUAGAUGCAAUCACUGAUGAGGAAAUGGAUAUGCUGGACCUUGCCUAUGGAUUGACAGACAGAUCUCGACUGGGUUGUCAGAUCUGCUUGAAGAAGUCUAUGAACAAUAUGACUGUUCGAGUGCCUGACGCUGUUGCUGAUGCCCGCCAGUCCAUGGAUAUGAGCAAUAACUCUUUAAAAUAAGGCCUUCAGGGUAUUUUUUGGGACAUAAAAUAUUUUUAUAACUUAUUUCUAAAUGUUUUAAUGGAAUGAGAAAAUACACACAAAUAUGCAUUUUUGAUUAUAAAGAUUAGAUUGUAAAUAUUAACUUUAUCUGUUAGCCUUAAGAGUUUUUGAAUCUAAAAUUAGAGACCACUUAGAAAGACUAUGUUAGACACACAGGCUACAGUCCAAUACUCACUAAUCUAGGAGCAAGUUCCAAUUAAUUCAGUGUGACCUCUACACAGUGUAACUUCUACACAAACAUGCAGAGGAUUUCACCAACUGUGCCAUUUUGUUCCUAGAGGAAUGCUUCCUUUUUAUUAGCAUUUACUGCUAAUAAUUCUCCCCUCUUUGUAGGGGAGAAUUCCAUAAAUGGGUGUCACUACUGAGAAGUCCCUCUCCCCAGUUGUCACCCACGUAACUUCUGACUGCGGGAUCACCCAAACGAGGGCUUUGGCAUAUGGGCAGACAUUCCUUCUGGAUUUCUGGUCCUCUAACCUGUUUAUGAUUUCUUCUAGAAUAGCAUAUUACAUGAAAUAACACAUCUUAUAAGAACACAUUUACCAAGGUAAUUUCCAAUAUGCACUAGGGCAUAAAAGAAUGAAUCAAGAAAUGAAAUAAGCCAAGGGAGAUGAUAAUAAUUACUGUCUUCCUCCACUGGUCCAUGAGGACUGUACAAUUGCAUAAUGAAAAAAAGCCACAUUUAUCCUGCUCUGCCUCUUUUGUCCCCUUUAAUGCAUCUUGUACUCCAGUGGCACAGAAUAAAUGCAUAAACAAUACGACUUAAAA
Lacerta agilis (Sand lizard) is the source of this 1516-nucleotide messenger RNA. It is a transcript of the gene FDX1, whose product is annotated as ferredoxin 1. NCBI's taxonomy places the organism in Eukaryota, Metazoa, Chordata, Lepidosauria, Squamata, Lacertidae. Gene Ontology annotation, molecular function: 2 iron, 2 sulfur cluster binding. The record is from RefSeq and is a predicted model, not a curated record. Gene Ontology annotation, cellular component: mitochondrion. The coding region runs from base 179 to 709 and encodes 176 amino acids. The transcript is spliced from 4 exons. Gene Ontology annotation, biological process: positive regulation of oxidoreductase activity; P450-containing electron transport chain.